Messenger RNA from Stegastes partitus (bicolor damselfish), 3445 nucleotides. RefSeq names its product kelch-like family member 5 (gene klhl5). The transcript is spliced from 13 exons. Gene Ontology annotation, molecular function: protein binding. Bases 1 to 2361 code for a protein of 786 amino acids. Lineage: Eukaryota; Metazoa; Chordata; Actinopteri; Pomacentridae. The record is from RefSeq and is a predicted model, not a curated record.
AUGUCGAGUAGCGGUUCGGGCUCUUCCUCGCGGAAGGAGUUCGAUGUGAAGCAGAUCCUGAGGAUCCGAUGGAGGUGGUUCGGUCACCCCGCGGUGCCUCCGCCUCACUCCCCGCCGCUAGGAGACUACUUCGCCGGGAGGAGAACGGGCGGCAGCUCCGGAGACGGACCUUCAGUUAGCGGCAGUAGCAACUCGAAUUCGGCCGGUGUAAACCCCAGCGCGGGGGGUCACAGCGGGCUGGUGGCCAGCGGUAGCGCCGGGUCUAACCUGUGUAACGGCAGCAGCAGAAAGUUUGCUGAUCCGGCGGGGAGUCGGGGCGGACCGGGAGGAGCGGCAGCUGGAGCGACGGGGAGCUCCUGUCCCCGCUCCUUCAGCCAGCCGGAGUGCAGAAGUUCUGCCGCGGCGUUGUCGUGGGUCUCCCCGCCGCCUCACCGUCGCUCCCGCCCGUUGACGAGCAUGGAGCCCCCCGGCGAGGCCCCGGUGCCCCAGCUGGCACCUGAGCCCUCCGCUCAUGCCGGGGCGGAGGUGGAGGAGGCGGCGGCGGCGGCGGCGGCAGCGGGCAGCGAAGAGAACAACAACCACCCAGAAACAGACUCCAGCUCCUGCAGGACGUCAAACAGCAGCGCCACGCUGUCCUCGUGCGUUUCGAUGGAGCCUUGCGCGUGUCCAGAGGACUGUAUGUUCACCGCUCUGUCUCACGCCGAUGUCACCUUCCGCAAGAUGGAGGGUUACCUGCGGACCAGACAGCUGUGUGAUGUCAUACUGGUGGCUGGAGAGAGACGGAUACCUGCACACAGGCUGGUCCUUUCAUCAGUGUCAGACUACUUUGCGGCCAUGUUCACCAGUGAUGUGCGGGAGGCCAAGCAAGACGAGGUGAAGAUGGAAGGAGUAGACCCUGAUUCACUGUGGGUCCUGGUGCAAUAUGCAUACACAGGCCGCCUUGAGUUGAGGGAGGACACCAUUGAGUCUCUGUUGUCAGCCUCCUGCCUGCUGCAGUUGUCAUCUGUGGUCCAGGCCUGCUGCUCCUUCCUCAUGAAGCAGCUCCACCCCUCCAACUGUCUCGGCAUCCACUCCUAUGCUGAUGCUCAGGGUUGUCAUGACCUGCAAAGGGCCGCUCAUGCCUACACCAUGGAACACUUUCUGGAGGUAGUCGGAGGCCAGGAGUUCCUAUUACUGCCAGUGGAGGAGAUGGAAAGGCUGCUCACAUCUGACGAGAUCAAUGUGCCAGAUGAGGAAACCGUAGUAACCUCUUUGCUAACCUGGGUCAGUCAUGAUGCCCCCACUCGUCAACGCCACCUGCCGUUGCUGCUGGCUCAUAUCAGACUGCCACUGCUGCAGCCACAGUUUUUGGCAGACCUGGAGACCAACUCUCUCCUCCGGGACAGUGUAGAGUGUCAACGGCUCCUGAUGGAAGGGAUGAAGUAUCACCUUUUGCCCCAACGUCGGCCCCUGCUCCAGAGUCCCCGCACCCGGCCCCGCAAAGCCACAGUAGGGGCCAUGUUUGCUGUUGGGGGAAUGGACGCGACAAAAGGGGCCACGAGUAUCGAGCAGUACUGUCUGCGUCGGGACACGUGGAGGCAGGUCGCCACCAUGAGUGGGCGGAGACUGCAGUUUGGUGUAGCUGUCCUCGACGGCCGUCUUUAUGUAGUCGGAGGCCGAGAUGGACUUAAGACCCUCAACACUGUGGAGUGUUACAACCCACACAGCAAAACCUGGAGCGUCAUGCCUCCCAUGUCCACACACAGGCACGGCUUAGGCGUAGCCGUCCUAGAGGGGCCCAUGUAUGCAGUAGGAGGACAUGACGGUUGGAGCUACCUCAGUACAGUGGAAAGAUGGGACCCCCAAGCUCGCCAGUGGAGCUUUGUUGCUAGCAUGGCUACACCCAGAAGCACAGUGGGAGUAGCUGUUCUCAAUGGCAAACUGUAUGCAGUAGGAGGUCGUGAUGGCUCAUCCUGCCUGCGCUCAGUGGAGUGUUUCGACCCCCACACCAACAGGUGGAAUGGUUGUGCUCCGAUGGCUAAAAGGCGUGGAGGUGUGGGUGUGGCCACAUGGCAUGGCUUCCUUUACGCCAUCGGCGGUCACGAUGCUCCAGCCUCAUCCCUGUCGUCUCGGUUAAGUGACUGUGUGGAAAGGUAUGACCCUCAGACAGAUGUGUGGACAGCUGUCGCUCCCAUGAGCAUCAGCAGAGAUGCUGUUGGUGUUUGUCUCCUUGGCGACCGGCUCUACGCUGUGGGUGGAUAUGACGGGCAGGUGUAUCUCAACACUGUGGAAGCUUAUGACCCUCAGACAAAUGAGUGGACACAGGUAGCGCCUCUGUGUCUGGGCCGGGCGGGUGCAUGUGUGGUGGCCGUCAGACUGUGAAAACAAAAAACGCUAACAUUUAUUGGCAGAUUGUGCUCGAUGUGGCUCAGAGACCCCUCCACUUUGUCACCACUGACACUGAAGGGACAUUAACGGAUCCGUCUGCCUACGCCAGGAAACAAGAGACACUUUUCUGGCCUUUUCAGGUUUUGCUCUUCAGCAAUGUUCCGUUUUUCUCUCUAAUCACUCAGAUUUUAGAGAGAGAUUAUCAUUGAAGUACAUGUCAGGUUGCUCUGAUAACUUGUGCCACAGAAGUGAACUGCCAGCAAUACCCACGAUGAAGAGGAAUCUGCAGUGUUUAUCUGAGCACGACAGAACAGCUGUCUCACAGUCUUUUUCUUUUUUUCUUGCCUAUUAUUUAGCUUUUGUAGAAUAGAUGGAGCACACACACACACACACACACACACACAUAUAUAUAUAUAGAUCUACAUGGCUGAUUUGAGCUUCUAUUUCUGCUGACAAGAAUGUGAGAAAGACAGACAAAGAAUGUCAAGACUGCCUCAUCAUUUUAUGCUCUCGGUUUUCCUAACGAUAUCUGAUGGUGUGUACUGAUGCUGUUUUAAAUAUUCCCUAUUAUUUUUAUGCUGCAGUUGGCAAGUGCUCUUCUCCUCUGCUUUCCCACUGUUGCCCACUGACAGAUGAAAGGAAGACUUUUGACAUAAUCAGCACAACCUCAUGAACAGCUAUUCUGUAAGGAACCGUGAGGCGCUUUAUUAUUUUCCGUCAGAAACACACCGUGCUUCAUCUAAUAUUUCUGCGUGUCUGUGUGUCUUCCAUGUUGCAUCAGCUCCCAUCUGAAGCUUCUGUGUACCAUGUUAUGCAAUUUAUUGUCACUUUUUUCAUUUUAUCUUUUUUACACCAGCAUUAUCCAAUUUCUUGCUUUUUUGUUUGUGUAGUUCCGCAUUCUUUUUUUUCUUUUUUUUACACAAUUGCAAUCCAUUAUGCAGUGUUAUUGGACUUACAGCCUGAGUAGUAAUAAUAAUAAUGAUAAUACCAAUAAUGUGGAGCCCUGCAGGGAAAUUUUGCUCACAAUUUCCUCCAGAGCACAAGGUCAGCUAUUUACAGGCUCAGUUGUACACAGGGU